AGAUGUCCGACAGAACUCGAAGGUACCAUUUUGACAACUCCUCGCGCAGCCGUGACGCAGCGGUUUCGUCAUCUGCGCACACAGGAAGUGAUGGCCGCCAGCUGGGAAAGCGCAAAAGAAACAAAAUGAUCCGCGGAGUCAAACCGACACUAAAAUGACCUCUUAGCUGCUGACUGUCUCCGCCAGCCGAGCGUCUGACGUCUGCCUCCGUCCUCCAUGCCUGCUUCCCCAGGCUUCACCAGGCUAGAGCAGAAUGAUCCCAUGAACCCUCUUCGCAUCUCUGUAGGAGACCUCCCUAUUUUGGCUUCCAUGGGCAAAACCACAGACCCACGGUUCCGCCUGAAGUGGAAGCCCAUUGUCUCUGUGGGCAUCAUAGUCGGACUGGUUCUCCUCCUCUUCAUGCACUUCAACUCUGGCUUGCGGUACCGCUCAUAUGGCUCUCAAAACUGGAAAAAUAGCGCUAAAAACGGUGACGUGCAGUCUGAUUCUCUUUACAAUGAAACAUACCCUCUCAGUCCGCCUGAGCGCACUCCCCAGGGCAUCCGCUACCGCAUCGGGGUCAUUGCAGACCUGGACACGAACUCUCGCAGUGACAAGAAGCUGACGUGGUUCAGCUACAUGCGGCGGGGGUACCUGAUGGUGUCGGAGAGUGGCGACAAAGUGGCCGUUGAGUGGGACGCGGAUAGGGUGGUGCUGGAAAGCCACCUGUCGGAAAAAGGCAGGGGUAUGGAACUGUCAGAGUUGGUGGCGUUCAACGGGAAGCUCUACAGCGUUGAUGAUAGAACCGGUGUCGUGUAUCUAAUCGAAGGAGAGAAGGUGGUUCCGUGGGUUAUCUUACCUGAUGGAGAUGGAAGUGUUGCCAAAGGGUUCAAAGCAGAGUGGCUGGCUGUAAAGGAUGAGCACUUGUAUGUUGGUGGUUUGGGGAAAGAGUGGACCACCACAGAGGGGGAGUUUGUCAACAACAACCCAGAGUGGGUAAAGGUGGUGGGCUUCAGGGGGGACGUCCAGCAUGAGAACUGGGUUCCCAGGUACAAAUCCAUGAAGACUGCUAUCGGGAUUGAGCCUCCAGGCUAUCUUAUUCAUGAGUCAGCGGCCUGGAGCGACACCCUUCAGCGCUGGUUUUUCCUUCCACGCCGCGAGAGCAAAGAGCGCUAUGAGGAGACGGCGGACGAACGCCGCGGCACUAACCUCAUCCUCAGCUGCUCCCCCGAUUUCAAAGACAUCAAACCAAGCCGAGUGGGUUCCCCGAAUCCCACUCAUGGAUUCUCCUCCUUCAAGUUUGUCCCAAACACAGACGACCAAAUCAUUGUGGCCCUGAAGUCAGAGGAAGAUGCCGGGAAGAUCGCAACGUACAUCAUGGCCUUCACUCUCGACGGACGCAUUCUUCUGCCUGAAUCCAAGAUCGGAGAUGUGAAAUAUGAAGGCUUGGAGUUCAUCUGAAGCAUAUGGCGAUGGGGGAGAUUGGCUGAUGAGGCCACUGCACUGUGGUUUUAGUUUGUUUACAAUUCAGACACUGUUGAACUCACAGCACUUUGUGUUUCCUCUAAAAAUGCAUAACUUUAACCUUAAAAAGGAUCUUCUGUGCAACAAACCUAAAGUUGGUGAAACGAUUUUGUGAGAGUGAAAAUUGGGUUCUGUCGUACCAGCAUGCAUUGAAGCAACUUAUCUCCUUAACAAGCCAGAUGUGGGCUUCAACAGUACUGUAGCCUUUCUUACAUUGAAUGUACAAAAAAAAGAUUUUUUUGACUGUGAUUUCGUUUUCUUGUACAUGUACACUCUGUGAGGGGUUUUUAACCCGUCAAGAAAGUAUCUUUUUGAGUAGACCUGUUAUUAAAUGAAAAUAUUUAAACUGGUCAAUUAAGGAAUUCCACCAUAGGUUUGUUUGGCUACAUUUUUUUCUCAAUGGAUUUACAGUAAAAUCUUAAUUUCUCUA
Oryzias melastigma (Indian medaka) is the source of this 1933-nucleotide messenger RNA. It is a transcript of the gene cant1a, whose product is annotated as calcium activated nucleotidase 1a. NCBI's taxonomy places the organism in Eukaryota, Metazoa, Chordata, Actinopteri, Beloniformes, Adrianichthyidae. Gene Ontology annotation, biological process: proteoglycan biosynthetic process. Gene Ontology annotation, molecular function: calcium ion binding; UDP phosphatase activity; GDP phosphatase activity. The record is from RefSeq and is a predicted model, not a curated record.